Molecule: messenger RNA, 1827 nt
Organism: Dioscorea cayenensis subsp. rotundata (Guinea yam)
Lineage: Eukaryota; Viridiplantae; Streptophyta; Magnoliopsida; Dioscoreales; Dioscoreaceae
Product: molybdate-anion transporter-like
Exons: 8
Coding region: 67-1455 (462 amino acids)
Biological process (GO): molybdate ion transport
Cellular component (GO): membrane
Molecular function (GO): molybdate ion transmembrane transporter activity
Source: RefSeq, a predicted model, not a curated record
UCUUCUUCUUCUUCUUCUCAUUCUCAGAGAGAGAGAGAGAGAGAGAGAGAGAGAGAGAGAGCGCUAAUGGAGGUCUUCUACUACAUGGUGUUUGGCUUCCUUGCUCUCAUUGUGGCGCUGCUGGAGCUCAGCAAGACGGCUAAGGAUCGGAUUGCAACCUCCUCGGCGUUCAAUUCCUUCAAGAACAACUAUCUCCUUGUUUACUCUCUCAUGAUGGCUGGAGAUUGGCUGCAAGGUCCUUAUGUCUACUUCCUCUACAGCCAGUAUGGUUUUGAUAAAGGGGAUAUAGGUCGCCUCUUCAUUGCUGGAUUUGGAUCUUCCAUGUUGUUUGGAACCAUUGUGGGAUCGCUGGCUGAUAAACAGGGCCGGAGGAGAGCUUGUGUCACCUACUGCAUCACUUACAUUUUGAGUUGCAUCACCAAGCACUCCCCAGAGUAUAAGGUGUUGAUGCUUGGUCGGAUAUUGGGCGGCAUUGCUACAUCUCUCUUGUUCUCUGCCUUUGAAUCUUGGCUCGUCGCAGAGCACAAUAAGAGAGGGUUUGAACCUCAAUGGCUGUCUUUGACUUUCUCCAAAGCUAUCUUUUUAGGCAACGGUCUGAUAGCCAUUGUCUCUGGGCUCUUUGCUAACUUAUUGGCUGAUAACUUGGGAUUUGGGCCUGUGGCUCCCUUUGAUGCUGCUGCAUGCCUCCUUGCAAUUGGCAUGGCAAUCAUACUAUCAACAUGGGGUGAGAACUAUGGAGAUCCUUCUGAUAGCAAAGGUUUGCUUACUCAAUUCAAGGGUGCUGCUGUUGCCAUUGCCUCUGACGAGAAGAUUGCAUUGCUUGGAGCCAUACAAUCAUUGUUUGAGGGAUCCAUGUACACUUUCGUGUUUCUGUGGACUCCUGCUCUUAGCCCCAAUGACGAAGACAUACCCCAUGGCUUUAUUUUUGCUACCUUCAUGUUAUCUUCAAUGCUGGGGAGCUCCAUUGCUUCUAGGCUGAUGGCUCGACCAGCGCUUAAAGUUGAAGCAUACAUGCAGAUCGUAUUUGCAGUCUCUGCAGUCACUCUUCUACUUCCAAUCAUUACAAAUUUCCUAGUAACACCAUCGUCCGUCAAAGGUGGGGGCAUCUCAUUUGGUGGAAGUAUCCUUAUAUUUGGUUUUUGUACCUUUGAAGCUUGUGUGGGAAUAUUUUGGCCAUCUAUUAUGAAGAUGAGAUCUCAGUAUAUUCCUGAGGAAGCUAGGAGCACAAUCAUGAACUUCUUCCGCAUUCCCCUCAAUAUAUUUGUGUGUGUUGUUCUGUACAACGUGAAUGCGUUUCCAAUCACAGUCAUGUUCGGCAUGUGCUCUAUUUUCCUUUUCAUGGCCUCAAUACUGCAAAGGCGAUUGAUGGUGGUUGCUGAGAGUCACAAAUCAAAACCACAAGAUUGGACCGCAUUGAGGACGCAAGAUGAGGAAGCAGAAGCAUUGAAUAUCUGAAGAAGAAGAAGAUUAAGAAGACCAGGCCAUACCCGGUGUCUUAAUCUCAUUUACAAUUAUCGGUUAUCUAAUCUAAUACAUAACAUGAAAGCAUGCUGUUUUUAUUGGGAAUGGAUGGAUGUUAAACUGCAUCCAUCCUUGGAUACAACAAAUAUCACCAAUAUCAGCUUUUUGCAGAUUCAGAUGUUAUUUCCAAGUUUUGUGAAGAGCUAGUUUAUGCCAAAAGAUAUGCCUGACAUAUGUUGUCUAUGUUUAGUGGUAGUCUCAUGAUUUGAUAUGCAUUGUAAUUGCCUUCAUUUUUCUUGUAAUUUCUUGCCAGAAUUAAACCUAUGGUGCUGUUUUUUCUCUCUUUUUUUAAUUCUUUUUUUAAAA